Aspergillus alliaceus is the source of this 4563-nucleotide messenger RNA. RefSeq names its product DDB1/RSE1 family protein. Gene Ontology annotation, biological process: mRNA splicing, via spliceosome. The transcript has 4 exons. Lineage: Eukaryota; Fungi; Ascomycota; Eurotiomycetes; Eurotiales; Aspergillaceae. The record is from RefSeq and is a predicted model, not a curated record. Gene Ontology annotation, cellular component: U2 snRNP; nucleus. Gene Ontology annotation, molecular function: protein binding; U2 snRNA binding. The coding region runs from base 273 to 3902 and encodes 1209 amino acids.
UGUCAAACAACUGUAGCUUCUUUCUCCCACCGGAAUUUUCACUUUCUCUCUCAGAACACAGUCGGGUGAAUCGUCGCGUUUUGCUCCCAAGACUUCCCACGCACCCCAUUUGCGAGGACGCUCGUUCUCGAGAGUCCUCUUCCCCAAGCUCUAUAUCUGCAGCAAUGGGAAUAGUUCUACGUUAAAGUCAACUUUGGUUGCAAUUGUCCCGUAAACAAAACACAGCACCACUUUCCUGCUUAUCUGGCUCUCUACGAGUCUAGCUGCCCACCAUGGCUACCACCUCGCAUAUGUUUAUGUACUCUCUGACAAUCCAGCCGCCUACUGCUGUUACGCAGGCUAUUCUGGGUCAAUUUGCAGGCACCAAGGAGCAGCAGAUUGUCACCGCGUCCGGGUCAAAGCUCACAAUCCAUCGCCCCGAUCCCACGCAGGGCAAAGUCACCCCGCUCUUCUCUCAAGAUGUCUUUGGCAUCAUUCGCUCCCUGGCUGCUUUUCGACUAGCUGGGAGUAACAAAGAUUAUAUCAUCAUUGGCUCGGACUCGGGACGCAUCACUAUCAUUGAGUAUGUGCCUUCCCAGAAUCGGUUCAACCGCAUUCAUCUGGAGACGUUCGGCAAGUCCGGUGUCCGACGUGUGAUCCCCGGCCAGUACUUGGCAGUUGAUCCCAAGGGUAGGGCUUGCCUCAUCGCGUCUGUGGAGAAGAACAAGCUCGUCUAUGUCCUGAAUCGGAACUCGCAGGCCGAGUUGACGAUCUCUUCCCCACUUGAAGCGCACAAGCCACAAACCUUGGUGUUUGCAAUGACGGCAUUGGAUGUCGGGUAUGAAAACCCUAUCUUUGCCGCACUUGAGGUGGAUUACUCGGAGUCGGAUCAGGAUCCCACUGGUCAGGCUUUCGAAGAAGUUGAGAAGCUUCUCGUAUACUACGAACUCGACCUUGGACUGAAUCACGUCGUACGCAAGUGGGCAGACCCUGUUGAUCGCACAUCAAUGAUGCUUUUUCAGGUCCCCGGGGGUGCGGACGGCCCAAGUGGCGUUCUCGUUUGUGCUGAGGACAGUGUCACCUACCGACACUCGAACCAAGAUGCCUUCAGAGUACCAAUUCCCCGACGUAAAGGUCCGACAGAGAACCCCGAACGUAAACGGUAUAUCACAGCCGGCGUUAUGCACAAGAUGAGGGGUGCCUUCUUCUUUCUCCUUCAGACUGAAGAUGGUGAUCUGUUCAAACUCAACAUUGACAUGGUGGAAGACGACAAUGGUCAGCUGACCGGCGAAGUGAAAAGGUUGAAAAUCAAAUACUUUGACACUGUUGCCGUCGCGUCUAGCUUGUUGAUCCUUAAGAGCGGCUUCUUAUAUGUCGCUAGUGAGGCAGGAAAUCAUGACUUUUAUCAAUUUGAAAAGCUCGGUGAUGAUGACGAAGAAGUCGAAUUCAGCAGUGAAUCCUAUUCUGCAGAUCCUUCUGUUCCACUCGAGCCAGCCUAUUUCCAACCACGGGGUGCGGAAAAUCUCAACCUCGUCGAGACGAUCAACUCCCUGAAUCCUUUAAUAGACAGCAAGAUUGCCAAUCUUUCCGAAGAGGAUGCCCCGCAAAUCUAUACUAUCUCUGGCGCUGGAGCUCGUAGCACCUUUAGGACUCUCAAGCACGGCUUAGAAGUCUCAGAAAUUGUUGACUCAGAACUCCCCAGUGUGCCCUCAGCCGUGUGGACCACAAAACUGACCCGGGAGGACGAGUUCGAUGCCUACAUCGUCCUUUCUUUUGCGAAUGGCACUCUUGUGCUCAGCAUUGGCGAGACCGUGGAGGAGGUUACCGAUACUGGCUUUCUGUCCUCCGCCCCUACCCUCGCUGUUCAGCAGCUUGGAGAGGAUUCCUUGAUCCAGAUUCACCCUAGGGGUAUCCGCCAUAUUAUGGUCGACCGUCGAGUGAAUGAGUGGCCUGCUCCUCAGCAUCGUUCCAUUGUGGCAGCCGCAACGAAUGAACGCCAAGUUGCGGUAGCUCUUAGCUCAGGAGAAAUCGUGUACUUCGAAAUGGAUUCUGAUGGAACUCUUGCUGAAUAUGACGAACGGCGCCAGAUGUCCGGUACCGUGACCUGUCUCAGUCUAGGAGAGGUUCCAGAGGGACGUAUGCGGAGCUCGUUCUUGGCUGUAGGGUGUGAUGACUCCACGGUCCGCAUCCUGAGCUUGGAUCCCGACUCCACACUGGAAAACAAAUCAGUUCAGGCUCUUACCGCAGCCCCGUCCGCCUUGAAUAUCAUGUCCAUGUCUGAUUCUAGUUCUGGCGGGACAACACUCUAUCUUCACAUUGGUCUGUACUCUGGUGUCUACCUAAGAACAGUGUUAGAUGAGGUGACCGGUGAGCUUUCGGAUACUCGCACACGUUUCCUGGGCUCUAAGCCCGUUAAGUUGUUCCAGGUCUCGGUCAAAGGGCAAACUGCUGUUCUGGCUUUAAGCUCCCGCCCUUGGCUGGGCUAUUCCGACAUUCAGACCAAAGGCUUCAUGCUUACCCCGUUGGACUAUGUUCCACUUGAAUGGGGCUGGAACUUUUCGAGCGAACAGUGUUUAGAAGGCAUGGUUGGUAUUCAAGGCCAAAACCUCCGGAUUUUUUCCAUUGAGAAGCUUGACAACAACAUGCUACAGCAGUCAAUCCCUCUUUCUUACACUCCUCGCCGUUUCUUAAAGCAUCCCGAGCAACCCCUUUUCUAUGUGAUUGAAGCAGACAACAAUGUUCUGGCACCAUCUACUAGGGCCAAACUCCUGGAGGAUUCCAAGGCACGUACUGGUGAUGAAACAGUGCUACCUCCCGAAGAAUUCGGAUACCCGCGAGCCUCUGGUCAUUGGGCCUCGUGUAUUCAAGUCGUCGACCCUGUGCAUUCAAAGGCUGUUGUUUCGACCAUUGAGCUUGAGGAAAAUGAGGCCGCUGUCAGUAUUGCAGCUGUCCCUUUCACUAGUCAAGACGAUGAGACCUUCCUCGUAGUAGGAACAGCGAAAGAUAUGACUGUCAACCCCCCAUCCUCUGCAGGUGGUUUCAUCCACAUUUAUAGGUUCCAGGAAGAUGGAAGAGAGCUUGAGUUCAUUCACAAAACCAAGGUUGAAGAGCCUCCACUUGCUCUUCUUGGUUUCCAGGGUCGCCUGGUCGCUGGUAUUGGCUCCGUGCUCCGAAUCUAUGACUUGGGAAUGAAGCAGCUUCUCAGAAAAUGUAACGCUCAGGUCGUCCCGAAGACGAUCGUUGGUCUCCAGACACAAGGCAGCAGGAUCGUCGUGAGCGAUGUUCGUGAGAGUGUUACAUAUGUCGUGUACAAAUAUCAGGAGAACGUUUUGAUCCCGUUUGUCGACGAUUCUGUCUCGCGAUGGACGACCUCCACAACUAUGGUGGAUUAUGAAACGGUCGCGGGUGGAGAUAAGUUCGGUAACAUCUGGAUGCUGCGUUGUCCUAAAAAGAUCUCGGAACAGGCUGAUGAGGAUGGAUCGGGCGCGCAUUUGAUCCAUGAACGUGGUUAUCUCCACGGUACACCUAACCGACUGGAGCUGAUGAUCCACGUUUACACUCAGGACAUCCCGACCAGCUUGCACAAGUCCCAGCUUGUAGCCGGUGGCCGAGACAUACUUGUAUGGUCUGGAUUCCAGGGUACCAUUGGAAUGCUGGUACCCUUCAUUAGCCGAGAGGACGUCGACUUCUUCCAGAAUCUGGAGAUGCAGUUGGCAGCACAGAACCCUCCUCUUGCUGGGCGGGACCAUCUCAUUUAUCGAAGUUACUAUGCCCCUGUGAAGGGCGUCAUUGACGGGGACUUAUGUGAGACGUAUUUCUUAUUACCUAAUGAUACCAAGAUGAUGAUUGCUGGGGAACUCGACCGUUCAGUUCGUGAAAUUGAACGGAAGCUUUCAGACAUGCGGACCAGAGUGGCGUACUGAUUUGGGCGGACACGGCGUCUAGCGACUUCUUUUUACUGUUCCAGGGUCCUUAGAUACCCGAUAAUCGAAUGUGAGAUAUCAUGCAUCAUGUACAGCUUGUAUAGUACAAUUCCGGUGCCCUUUCGACUUUGUGUAUUUUCAGUAGAAGUGGGAAAAGGACAGUGUCCUACCUACCGACGUCUCUUUCCUCGCUCGGUCUCCCGCUUCCCUCGGCUGAUCUUGAGCUGGAUACAGCAUGUGCUUUCGGAGUUCAUCCUGUAUGAGACAAGAAAAAGGCUGACGCUCUCGACGAUCUUUGAGUACGAUUCUAUCUGCAUGUCACGGAUAUGAAUCGUAAUUUAUCCGUCGGGACAUUCUCUGUAUGGUUUACAGUAGUCCUUAUUACUACUCAAUGCAAUUACUUUCUUUUUAUCUCUUGUGAACUGUAGAUACAGGCUUAUAGUCUAUCAUGUGGCCCGACAUCUUGGCUUGAGCAACCACUAUGCAUUCCGUCCUACUAUGUAGACUUGUGGAGCCUUGAUAGAAAAUUUGUUAUGUUCGAGAAAGAUCAAUAGUCACGAUGCGGGAUCCACUGGUCUUAAAGGUCGUGUAUAUACAGACUCACGGAGUAUACUAUUUAGUUGGGCUCGAUGAGCAAGACUCGCACUCCCCCCCCCCCCCC